Molecule: messenger RNA, 1545 nt
Organism: Hyaena hyaena (striped hyena)
Lineage: Eukaryota; Metazoa; Chordata; Mammalia; Carnivora; Hyaenidae
Gene: ERICH1
Product: glutamate rich 1
Exons: 5
Source: RefSeq, a predicted model, not a curated record
UGUUCGUGGAAAAAGUGCUGAAGAGGCUUUUCCCUAGUGCUCCCUGUGGCCAAGAGAAGAGGGCGCCAGUGACUGCAGCUUCUGAAAAACCGGCCCAGAGGGCGGCCACGGAGGAGCUCAGGGGCAGCCGUGCCCCCACCUUGACAGGUGGAGACCCCGAAGUCUUUCCUCAGAGGCGGCUCUACACUGUGAGUUUGCCUCCUGAGGGCUACGCCCCAGCUCCCCCAGAGCCGCAGGCCAGCCCGGCCUCCGACGACAGCUCAGGCAGCGAUGACCCAGGAGGAGAGUGCCACCUCUCAGAUCAGGAUCCUCACAAUCAACCAAAGAGAAGAAGAGCUAGGAAGCAUAAAUCAAAGAAAAAUUUUAAAAAUCCCACUAAUAUUCAUGGAGAACAAGAAGAAUUAGAGAAACAGCAGAGUCUUUUGCAAGAAAAAUUGCAACCACAGCGCACAGAUGGUCCCACAAUCAGCAAAAAUAAAAAAAGGAAACUGAAAAAGAAACAGCAAAUUAAAAGGAAGAAAGCAGCCGGCUUGCUCACAAAGGCUUCUGGCGUCAGCUUCCUGUACCAGCCUGAGCAGAGCGGCGGCGAGCAGGACACCGAGCACGAAAGUGAUGGGGAGGGCUGCGUGGACGCCGUGCGGGAGCGUGGCGCGGCCGCCCGCGCGGAAGACUGUGUGGACGCCGUUCGGGAGCGUGGCGCGGCCGCCCGCGCGGAGGACAGCGGUGAGGAAAACCGUGAAGACAACAGUGAGGAAGAUGUUACAAGUACCAAUGAAAAGGCAGCUGGGAUCCUAAGUUUUCUAAAAUCAACGCAAGAAAUUUACUUUUAUGACGGUCUCUGCAGGGACCCGGGCUCGGCGCUCCUCCGGCAAGCCGCCCAGGGGCUUUUCCAGCAUCUCGACAGUCGCGGCCUGGCCCCCUCAGAUGCGCUCCUGCUGGAUCACAUGAAACGGCUCUUACUCCUGCAAGACACAGAAGGACUGAAGCAAGCCCUCGAAACGUUCCCGGAGCGCUGCACGCUGCCGCCGGACCAUGCCAGAGUGCUCCUGACCUUCUUUAACUACUGGAUUGCACAUAUCCUUCCUGAGAAACAGUGAAUAAAAUCGGUGCAUCUAUUUGAGAAGAGCUAGCAUUUAGCAAGAAGGUUUAAAAGGCAAACGUGAAAUUGGCAGAGACGUGAUUCCUGUGUACAAAGAAGAUGGAAUUCCCUAAAUUUUCUUUGCAGCCCAGAUCCUGGGAGGUUUGAAUACCUCUCCGCCAUGUUAUUUAUUCAUGUGUUGUACACAGGGGGCAAGAUGUGAUCUGAGACUCUAAAUGAAAAAUUGUGAUAAAAUGGAAAAUUUUCACUUAUCCGAAAUUGCUUGUCUCCGAUUACUACAUGGUGAUCCUGUUUUUCUGCUUCUGGUAAAAAUUGAAAAUGGACAUUUUGUUAAAUAAACUGCAGGUUGAAGUUGUUAUUUAUUUUUAUAAAGUUUAACUUGCUUUGUAUUUGCAAGUCUGUGUUCUAAGAACACCUUGUGGACAUCAAAUGCUCUGGUUUCAGUA